Molecule: messenger RNA, 2052 nt
Organism: Polistes dominula (European paper wasp)
Lineage: Eukaryota; Metazoa; Arthropoda; Insecta; Hymenoptera; Vespidae
Gene: Dlic
Product: dynein light intermediate chain
Biological process (GO): microtubule-based movement; microtubule cytoskeleton organization
Cellular component (GO): cytoplasmic dynein complex; centrosome
Molecular function (GO): dynein heavy chain binding
Source: RefSeq, a predicted model, not a curated record
AUAUCCUGUUAUAUAGAAUAAUAUUUGCUUUAGUUAAAUCCAUAUAAAAAAGCAACGAUCGGUAAAAAAUAAAAUUAGUAGCAAACCGCACCCGCUUUCUGCGCACAAUCAAUAGUGCAUUUCGUUUCUGUCAAAUGGAUAAUGGCAGCAACAAUGAUUGAUACGAUGGCGCAAACUAAUGCUUUCCAAUCGAAAAAGAAAGAAGAUCCGGAAAAUAAAGACAAUUUGUGGUCCUCUAUUCUGGCAGAAGUACAGAACAGCGGGAACAACAAACUGCCAUCUAACAAGAAUGUCCUUGUCUUGGGUGAUAACGAGAGUGGAAAAACAACUCUUAUCGCCAAAUUGCAAGGAGUGGAAGAUCCUAAAAAAGGCUCCGGUUUAGAAUUUGCGUACAUUGAUGUAAGAGACGAUUACAGAGAUGAUCAAACAAGAUUAUCUGUGUGGGUUUUGGAUGGCGAUCCAGGUCACGCUAAUCUGUUGAGAUUUGCAUUAAAUGCUGCAAGAUUUCCACAUACGCUUGUAAUGCUAGUAGCUGCAAUGACCACGCCGUGGGCUAUUUUAGAUCAAUUACAAGCAUGGGCUGCUUUAUUAGCUGAUCAUGUUGAUAAAUUGGGCAUUGAUAAUGACACCUGGCAACGGCUCAGGCAACAAAACAUUAAAAAAUGGCAAGAGUAUACCGAACCUGGUGACGAACUAGAUCCAGGAAGUCCUUUGAGACGUACCAGUCGUAAUCUCGACGAUGAAACAACUGAACAUAUACCUUUACCUGAAAGAGUACUUAUGACCAAUCUAGGCUUAGACAUUGUCGUGGUUAUAACUAAAACUGAUUAUAUGUCUACCCUUGAAAAGGAACACGAUUAUAAAGACGAAGAUUUUGAUUUUAUGCAACAAUGGAUUAGGCGGUUCUGUUUGCAAUAUGGUGCAGGUCUUUUCUAUACAUCAGUAAAAGAAGAUAAAAAUUGUGAUCUAUUGUAUAAAUAUCUUACACAUAGAAUUUAUUCGUUACCUUUCAGAACGCCUGCUUUAGUUGUAGAAAAGGAUGCAGUUCUUAUUCCUUCUGGUUGGGAUAAUAUGAAAAAGAUUAGCAUCCUUCAUGAAAAUUUACAAUCGAUGAAACCAAAUGAUUAUUAUCGUGAUAUUAUUACGCAACCUGUGACAAAUAGAAAAUGUUUGAUAAGAGAAGUGGAAGUUCAAGCAGAAGAUGAACAAGCGUUUUUAGCAAGACAGCAAGCUACGGCAUCAGGUUUGAAAGAUCCAACACGUUCACCUACAACAAGGAACCAGGCAAGCCUCGGCCCAGUUAUACAGGUAGCAUCGCCAAACAAGAAAUUGGAUUCCAAAGGUACCGGUACCACUGCUGCUGGGGAAGGCGUAUUAGCUAGCUUCUUCAACUCUUUACUUUACAAAAAGACUGCUGCGCUUCCAGGUGUUCCAGGAUCACCGGGAAGUAUAGGUGCAAGUCCUGUUAAGCUUGAUAGUACACCAGUAGAUAAAGCAACAAUGUGCAAUGACGCUGCAGCUGAAUUAGAUCGUCUAACGCAAACUAAAAAAUUGUCUCCGCCUAACUCGAAUUCAUCGUCCGAAUGUUAAAUGAAUAAUUGAUAUUUUUUAUAUUUUUCUUUUUUUUUUUGCGACCCAUUAAAAUAUCAAUCCGUAAUAUAUCUAUUUUCAUUCUAAUCAAAAGAUCAAUAUUUGUGCGCGAGUAUGCUUGACUUAUCCAUUGCAAGCAUCUUAAUUCUGUAUAUGUAUAUAUCGUGACAAUCGGUAUUAUUUUAUUUAUUUUUUCUAUUUAUGUUUAAGAUUGCAUAAUAAUCGACCGACUGUAGCAGAUCUUUUUAAUUAUAUUUCACUAAUUUUAGAAAAAACAAUUACGAUUAGCUAGUUGGAAAAAUAUACUCUUAUAAUUAAAUCAUUUAUGUUACAAUGAAUAAUUUAAAUUUAAAAUAAUAUAAUUAUUUUAAAUCUCAUAAUCGAAUAUAGCACAAAAUACUACUUUAUAGUAAUUUAAGCGUAAUCAAUUAUUAUUUUAGAGCUUACAUAAUAAAAAUCAAA